CAGGAAGAACGCUGCUGAGUGCUACGUGUCAAAUAUCAUCUAACUUAAACAAACUUCACUUUCUUUUGCUUUGUCUAAAUUUCUAAAGGCUUACAUCUCGAGAAAGGUUCGGACAGCGUCGCCUCGUUGUGACUAUGUCUGGGAUGCAAAAGCAGAAAACGAACAUGCAGAGAGCAACCAAUGUUGUGUACCAAGCUCACCAUGUGAGUAGAAGCAAGCGUGGCCAAGUGGUUGGGACCAGAGGUGGCUUUCGUGGCUGUACUGUCUGGCUUACAGGGCUGUCUGGUGCAGGAAAGACAACUAUUGGAUUCGCUUUGGAGGAAUAUCUAGUUUCUCAUGCCAUUCCAUGCUACUCACUUGAUGGGGACAAUAUUCGACAUGGUUUGAACAGGAACUUGGGCUUCACAGCAGCUGACAGGGAAGAGAAUGUCCGACGUAUUGCAGAGGUGGCCAGACUGUUUGCAGAUGCCGGACUGGUUUGCAUCACUAGUUUUAUUUCACCGUUUACUAAGGAUCGAAACGAGGCCAGGAAGAUCCAUGAGAGCGCAGGUCUGCCGUUUUUUGAGGUGUUUGUAAAUGCCCCUCUGGAGGUGUGUGAGAGCAGAGACGUGAAAGGUCUUUAUAAAAAGGCCCGUGCUGGAGAGAUUAAAGGUUUUACGGGAAUAGACUCUGACUAUGAGAAACCUGAAUCCCCUGAGCUUGUGUUAAAGACAGGAGAGCUUACUGUUAAUGACUGCAUUCAGCAACUAGUGGAGCUCUUGAAGGAACAGGAUAUUGUGCCCACGGGUGUAACAGAGGAAGUGAAUGAGCUAUUUGUUCCUGAAAACAAGCUGGACCUGGUGCUGAGUAAUGCCAGUACACUUCAAACGGUCACCAUCACAGAGCUGGACUUGCAGUGGGUGCAGGUUCUGGCUGAGGGAUGGGCGACUCCACUCAGAGGAUUCAUGAGGGAGAGAGAAUUCCUGCAAGUACUGCACUUUGGAACUUUACUUGAUGGUGGGAUCAUCAACAUGUCUGUGCCUAUCGUGCUGCCCGUUUCCAAGGAAGACAAGGAGAGGCUGGAAGGUUGUGCUGCUUUUACCCUGGAAUUCAAAGGUCGCAAAGUGGCAAUCAUGCGCAACCCUGAGUUUUAUGAGCAUCGUAAGGAAGAGAGGUGUGCCAGGCAGUGGGGGACAACAUGCCCCCGACAUCCACAUAUCAAGAUGGUAAUGGAGAGUGGUGAUUGGCUGGCUGGUGGAGACUUGGAGGUGUUUGAGCGAAUUAGGUGGAAUGAUGGUCUUGACCAGUACCGUCUUACUCCUCAGGAGCUUAGACAGAAAUUUAAGCAAAUGAGAGCAGAUGCCAUCUUUGCCUUCCAGCUGCGUAAUCCUGUGCACAAUGGCCAUGCACUCCUCAUGCAGGACACCAAACGCCGCCUGCUAGAGCGAGGCUACAAGAACCCUGUGCUGCUGUUGCACCCUCUGGGUGGCUGGACCAAAGAAGACGAUGUACCACUGGACUGGCGCAUGAAACAGCAUGCUGCUGUGUUGGAGGAGGGGGUGCUGGAUCCAGCAAGCACCAUUGUGGCAAUUUUCCCCUCACCCAUGAUGUAUGCCGGGCCUACAGAGGUACAGUGGCAUUGUCGGGCACGGAUGAUUGCAGGGGCCAACUUUUACAUUGUAGGACGUGACCCAGCAGGUAUGCCACACCCGGAGACAAAGCAGGACCUGUAUGACCCCACACAUGGUGGAAAAGUCCUGACCAUGGCACCAGGCCUCACCUCUCUAGAGAUUAUUCCCUUUAGAGUUGCUGCUUACAACAAAGUUAAGAAGGCCAUGGAUUUCUAUGACAAGGAAAGACAUGUUGAAUUUGAGUUUAUCUCUGGGACCAAAAUGCGGAGUCUCGCCCGAAGUGGACAGAACCCUCCAGAUGGUUUCAUGGCCCUGAAAGCAUGGAAAGUCCUAGCUGAGUACUAUAGUUCCCUGCAAAAAGACCAGUGAGCAAUAACUGGCCUAUAUACAAAACAGCUCUAUAUAAUCUAUUUCUUUAGGAAUUUAAAAUAUAGGUUUAUAGACUGAUGCAUAUAUGUACUACAAACCUGUAGUAUAGACUUUUUAAAUAUCUUUAUUACUUGUAUACCACACACACUUUUUUUUUUAGAUAAAUAUUUAUCCCGAAAAUGUUUUUUGUGAUUGUGUACUUUGUUACCAAUAUCCCCCCCAUCAAAAACAUUCACAUAUGUACUGCACAGUUAUCGCCAUCUCAGAUGUAUUUACAAGACAAACAUUUUGCCUACCUCAACUGAAACUCUAAAUGGUUAAGAAUGGUCAUCUUGACAGUAUUUCCUAUUGGUUGGUCUCAUUACAGACUGUGGAGAACAUCUUGUAAUUAAUCACAUUUUACACAGUUAUAUUAAAUUCUUUAAAAGAAUUUAAAGAUUAAGUACAGAAAGGAGAAUAUGACCACAGUCAAAUGUAUGAGACAUUUACAGGAAAUUGUCCUUUUUACAUUGUACUUUCAUGUGCCAUAAUGUAUGUUUGGAAUUGCAGUUAUAUUUUUGAACAUUCCCAAAUGACUUACUGUACAAUGUAUGAAUGUGAAAAGAUUUAUGCUGAAUGCAUACACAUAAUGUUUUUUAGGAGUCCAAUAUGAAGGAUCAAGAGCAUAUUUGUCUAACCCUUUUCUUAAUGGACCAGCCUAAACAUUUAUUGUCUCCCUUUUUGUACAAACUUGAGAUUUACACUGUCAUUUCAUACAGUAUUUGCUGUAAUGUGCAUUGGGCAUAAUUCCAAUAAAAUCCAUUAAGACACAAAA
Molecule: messenger RNA, 2793 nt
Organism: Myxocyprinus asiaticus (Chinese sucker)
Lineage: Eukaryota; Metazoa; Chordata; Actinopteri; Cypriniformes; Catostomidae
Product: bifunctional 3'-phosphoadenosine 5'-phosphosulfate synthase 2-like
Exons: 12
Coding region: 135-1979 (614 amino acids)
Biological process (GO): 3'-phosphoadenosine 5'-phosphosulfate biosynthetic process; sulfate assimilation
Molecular function (GO): sulfate adenylyltransferase (ATP) activity; ATP binding; adenylylsulfate kinase activity
Source: RefSeq, a predicted model, not a curated record